Molecule: messenger RNA, 306 nt
Organism: Vitis riparia (riverbank grape)
Lineage: Eukaryota; Viridiplantae; Streptophyta; Magnoliopsida; Vitales; Vitaceae
Exons: 1
Coding region: 1-306 (101 amino acids)
Source: RefSeq, a predicted model, not a curated record
AUGGCCACCGCCGCUGCCACCAAGCUCACGCCUCAUCUCCUCUCUCUCUCCUCCCCCCUCCGUCGCCGGAAACCCCUGCUGCACCACCUCCCUCCGCGGCUGCCCCGGAAUGACGGCUCUGCUGCCUUAAUACUGGGACUCUCUAGCCGGAGACUUACUUGCAAGGCGACGGAAGUGUCGGUGGCGGAGGAGCCGUCGGCUGCGGGGGAUGGCGAGAACUGGGUGCCAGUGGUGCCGCUGUCGGCAUUGCCCAAGGGGGAGCGGCGCGUGAUUAUACAGGACGGAGAGACGAUUCUGUUGUUGUGA